This is a messenger RNA of Suillus clintonianus, 741 nucleotides long. RefSeq names its product clathrin coat assembly protein ap17. Gene Ontology annotation, biological process: protein transport; clathrin-dependent endocytosis. Gene Ontology annotation, molecular function: clathrin-cargo adaptor activity. The coding region runs from base 32 to 463 and encodes 143 amino acids. The record is from RefSeq and is a predicted model, not a curated record. The transcript has 8 exons. NCBI's taxonomy places the organism in Eukaryota, Fungi, Basidiomycota, Agaricomycetes, Boletales, Suillaceae. Gene Ontology annotation, cellular component: intracellular membrane-bounded organelle; AP-2 adaptor complex.
AUCGGGAAUGCAUCCAAACGAAUGAGCCACCAUGAUUAGGUUCAUCCUCGUGCAGAACCGUCAGGGGAAGACACGGUUGUCGAAGUGGUAUGUCCCGUACGACGACGACGAGAAGGUCAGACUCCGAGGUGAGGUGCACAGACUAGUCGCUCCGCGCGACCAGAAACACCAGUCGAACUUUGUCGAGUUUAAGAAUUACAAGAUCGUGUACAGGCGUUAUGCCGGUCUAUUCUUUUGCGUAUGUGUGGAUGCUAACGACAACGAGCUGGCGUACCUAGAGGCUAUCCACCUCUUUGUCGAAAUUCUUGACUCAUUCUUCGACAACGUGUGCGAGCUGGAUCUUGUCUUCAAUUUCUACAAGGUGUACGCCAUUCUAGACGAGAUAUUUUUGGCGGGAGAGAUUGAGGAAACCAGCAAGGACGUGGUGUUAUCGAGGUUAGAGGAACUUGAGAAACUUGAAUGAUCGGCUUCGUGUCGUAGUUUCUCUUUCUAGCAUGUUAUGAUAACGGGGACUUUAUAGUAGCACUAGCUGGAUGUUUUUGACUCGUGACUUACCUUGUUCCGCAUGAGUGGAUUUACUACGUUCAACGUUUAGGUAAAUUCCAUCGUACCCACUUGCAUCAUGCCGAGCGGUUCAUCUACUUUCCAUCUUUGUCCAUGAAGGAACCUAUUAUUCUCCGCUGCAAUGUGGCGGACAAUUGGGGUGCCAUCACGAUCGAAGACGAUGACGAAUUAUACUCC